CUCCUCCUCCUCCUCCUCCUCCUCCUCCUCCUCCUCCUCCUCCCAUCAAUGGCUCAAUGCCUCCACACAUGCCUUAUCCUUUCUAUCCAUAUCCUCCUCCGGGUGGACCACACGGGCCGCCAGGCCCAUAUAAGCCGCGCGAUCUGUACGACCUAUAUAAUUACGGUGGAGCUCAUCGAGGACACCCAGGACCGCAUGGGCCUCGAGGACCUCACAGGCCUCCUGGCUUUCAUGAGCCAUACGGUCAUCAUGGCCCGCAUGGUCUGCAUGGUCUGCAUGGUCCGCAUGGUCCGCAUGAUCCACAUGGUCCGCAUGGCCCGCGUGGCCAGGCUGGUCCUCAUGAUCAAUAUGGUUCUCGUGCUCAUGAUGAACAUUAUGGCCCAGGGGGUCCACGUGGCCCUCACGGACCUCAUGAUCAUCACGGUCCUUAUGAUCCACAUGACGCACGUGACGCGUAUGACUCUCGUGGUCAUGAAUCAUCCAGGUGUCCUCCCCCACGUGACCUGCUUUCUCGUGCUCCAGAUGGUGUCAAGCAUGUAUCGCUCUUGGAGAGAACGGGCUCUUCUAAAGAGACCAACAGACUAUCGCCCUUUAUGUACGGCCGUCUGAGCACACUUGAUUAUCACGAAGAAUCAACUCCCUUGGAAAAAGGGGCUUCAGAACACACCAAAGAAUCGCAUCGCCUUCAUCAUGGCGCUGGUGGACUUCAUCAGCCAUCGGCCUUUCGCGGUUCUCAUUCGACUGAUGUACAUGUAAGACCCAAUCAUAUGCGCAGUGAUUUCGAAGAGUGCCACAGAGAAAAGGACCAAACCCCAAAACACGAGGAUAAGAACCUCAGAAACGUGUCAGACGUGGACCGAGAGCAAUACCCUCGCGAUUAUGGUCCUCCAGGUCUUCAUGAAUACCUUGAUCCACACAGAUAUUCAACUGAUGGUGGCUCUACAAUAUCUCGAAGAUCACGUGAAUCAUCGAGUUCUGCGUCUGCAAUAAACCUAGAUGGUCAAACUCGUGGCUCGAGCAAGAACAUGGAUAUUCCGAAAAAUAAAGUCCAUCCACUGGGUCACUAUAGUCAGCAAAAUGAUUCCCCCAGGUGGAUGACGAGUUUUGGUGAUAAUAUGAGUAGCUCACUUCGCAACGCAGCUGGAAAUAGCAAGCUUCCAUGGCCGGAACACAAGGAAAACCCGACCAUGGAAAAUGCAGCCACUGCUCCAUCCUAUGCCUCGCUUCCAAGUACAAGAUCUCCGUCGCCUAAUUCGUCUCGCCCAAGCGAUACUUAUGCUACAAGCCGUGUGGGCAAGGACCACGAUAAAACUUUUGGGACACGAAGAAAGACACAUUUCAAAUCAAGCGAUCUCCUAGAAAAUGACCUCCCGCCAGAAGAAACUCUACUCAGUGCUAUUGACUUUUACUAUGUAAAUCUUCACCCGAAUUAUUUGUUGCUUCCUCCCAAAGCUCAACUAUUCAAGUGGUUCCUGCCAAGCUCCGAGAGUUCAAUCUAUCAUGCUAUAUUGGCAAAUGUCUGCAAUAAAAAGAAAUUACCAGCCGACCCAAGGGAAUCAUUUUGGAUUGACAACAUGUUUCGACGUUGGGAUGAUCUCAAUGACUUCGGCAUGCUUCUUUGUUACGGUCUUACUUGCCGAGCAUUUAGCGUCAGAAGUAAUUCCAAAUCAUUGUCUGCAUAUAUGAGUAACAUAUCUCUCAUUGUGGAGAACAAUCGCUUUUUCGAAACAUUGCAGAUUAAACGUGGAGAUCUCAACCCGAGAAAGACAUAUGAAAGAGAAUGUGUAAUUCGCGUGAUAUGGGGAGUAUGGAGCAUACAAACAUUGGAGAGGCUAAGAGACGGUUAUCCAUAUGCACCAGCUCAAACAGACUUUUACGCGAAUAGCAUUGGGAGUUUGACUUUUGCUGAAAUUUCUGCGAGCAUUCCUCUCCCCUUGUCUAGCACUUCAUUUAACGAGCUAGAUGACUCACGCAGAUUGACUUGUGAGUCUCUCAUUGCUAACAAUAUGGAUGAUGUGAACUGUGUCAUCAAAGCUAUUCUGAUGCUCAGAAACACAUUAGAUAGAGUUGCAUCUGGAGAAUUCAUUCAGAACGAAAUUGUGAAGGACAAAGCAUUUGAAAAUGUGUUGAGGAAUGAAAGCUACUCAAUAAAAACUGGAGUCAUCAUUUUGAAUGCUUGCUGUGUGAAAGCUAAUAUGAUUUGGCGAUGCUCGAAUUUGACCCAGAAUCUCUAUUUCAUGAAAAACGUGAUGUUAUUUGAUCGCUUGAUGGUUCUGGAAACUACAUCGAGUGGAACAUCUAAAGUCGCAUACCCAAGAAUCGACUUUAUAAGACAACUAUCUGAAAGUGAUUUGAUGAACUUGGAGCAAUUGGGGAACAAUAUUGCCAAUAUGAGUGAAUUCCAGUGGGGACGCGUCUUGGAUAUGAUGAAUGAAAUCAAGCAGAUAUUUGAGAUUCUACUUCUACAUAUGGGUGUGAGUCCCCUCAACGCCGAAGCUAACACUCCUGUUCAUUACUAUACCCACACGUUCUCGAUCAAUCACCUAGAGGAGUAUGAACAUGCUGGAAAUGAAGAAGAUGCUUUUCUCAAAGGUAGUGAGGUUCUUGAUCUUUGUCUGAGCAUUCUUAUCGCGCUCACUGCAAGUUUCAUCAUUUUACGAUGUUUCGCCCAGAUUACCAAAGUUGAAGGCGGAUACAAGGUGCUCCAUCUCAAGCACUCUACUAGGAGCCCUGUUUUCUUGCCAAGUACCAAUUUCCCCGAUGUCGCUCCUUUCUUCGAUCAUGCCUGGCUUGCUUCUUGUUUUGAGAAAGCCGCACGCGUGCUCAAAUUCCGUCUACAACACUGGGCGAGUGACGAAUUUCAACUUGAAACAGUGUCGAAUAUUCAUGGAAUCGGCCAUUGUAUGGAAGUGAUUGUCGAACGUCUCAAAUAGAUCAUUCAAUAGCCUCAAUUAAUAGCGAGUUGCAAAGGCCAAUUAUUACUUUACCAAGGCGCGCCAUGUUAUAAAUACUUGGGACUACUUGUUGAUAUCGUCAACACUGUAGUGUAGCAUUUGCUCACCUAGAGAGAGUGGACAUCUUCUUCCAGCCCCCAAGAGCCUGUUUGUUCCUCAUAAGUGUUCUACAGUAUCUUCGCUAGUAUGUACCCAUAUACCAUACGGGAGGUAAGAUAAUACCGAAAUGAUAUGCGCGACGCCCACUAUACUCUUAUCGGAAGCAAAAUUAUUACAG
Messenger RNA from Metschnikowia bicuspidata var. bicuspidata NRRL YB-4993, 3231 nucleotides. It is a transcript of the gene ZCF31, whose product is annotated as Zcf31p. The transcript has a single exon. Bases 57 to 2933 code for a protein of 958 amino acids. NCBI's taxonomy places the organism in Eukaryota, Fungi, Ascomycota, Pichiomycetes, Serinales, Metschnikowiaceae. The record is from RefSeq and is a predicted model, not a curated record.